UUUUACAGCGGGUCUGGUCUGAGGGAGUCCAGACCUGCUGGAUCACAUCAAACUGGAGCUCAGACAUGGCAAGCUGCUCAGGAUGUGGACCGGGAUACCGCAGCCCGCUGGACGCCAUGAAGGGUCCUCGGGAGGAGAUCAUCUACCUGCCCUGCAUAUACCGCAACACCGGCAUCCUGAAACCUGACUACCUGGCCACUGUGGACGUGAACCCCAAAUCCCCCACCUACUGCCAGGUGAUCCACCGGCUGCCGAUGCCGAAUCUUCGUGACGAGCUGCAUCACUCCGGCUGGAACGCCUGCAGCAGCUGCUUCGACGACGCCUCCAAGAAGAGAAACUUCCUGAUCCUGCCGUCACUCGUCUCGUCCCGAAUUUACGUGGUUGACGUGGGGACGAAUCCCAGAGCGCCCAAAAUCUACAAGGUAUGCACGCCAUGGCAGCGGGGGGCGCUGACUUCACACAGACACACACACUGGUACUGAUUAUGGACACGUUCCUCAUAGUAGUCGACUUUUACAAAUGACGACCCCCCCCCGACACGGCCGCGUGGUCACACAGCACCAUGACUGAGGGCAUGCUUACAUCCAUGCGCUGACCUCUGACCUGAGAGCAGGUCAAAGGUCAGCAAUUAGGAGGAAGCAAAGGGUUAAAGGCAGCACGGUGGCACGGUGGUUAGCACUGUUGCCGCACAGCAAGA
This is a messenger RNA of Pundamilia nyererei, 697 nucleotides long. RefSeq names its product selenium binding protein 1 (gene selenbp1). Gene Ontology annotation, molecular function: selenium binding. The record is from RefSeq and is a predicted model, not a curated record. Bases 66 to 482 code for a protein of 138 amino acids. NCBI's taxonomy places the organism in Eukaryota, Metazoa, Chordata, Actinopteri, Cichliformes, Cichlidae. The transcript is spliced from 4 exons.